UCUUGUUGCUUUUCUCACCGGCAAGAAACCGCGAGAAAACUCUACCGUGCACAUAUACAUAUAUAUAUAUUCGGCGGAUUCGUCUCAGUGACAUUGCUUGCGAUUCUAGAAAAUGGAUGUAAUCAAGACACAGCAAAUCUCGGCUCGUUCGAUCGAGAAGGUUAUAGUUCAUCCUCUUGUUCUUCUGAGCAUCGUAGAUCACUACAACAGAGUCGCUCGCGACACUAAGAAACGCGUCGUCGGAGUCCUACUCGGCGCUUCCUUCAGAGGGACCGUCGAUGUCACCAACAGCUACGCAGUACCUUUUGAAGAAGACGACAAGGAUCCAAGCAUCUGGUUUCUCGACCACAAUUACCAUGAAUCAAUGUUUUCCAUGUUCAGGAGAAUAAAUGCAAAGGAGCAUGUUGUGGGGUGGUAUAGCACUGGUCCAAAGUUACGGGAAAAUGACCUUAAUAUUCAUGGGCUAUUCAAUGACUACGUUCCCAAUCCUGUCUUGGUCAUAAUUGAUGUCCAGCCUAAGGAGAUGGGGAUUCCAACUAAAGCUUACUAUGCUGUUGAAGAGGUUAAAGAGAAUGCUACUCAGAAAAGCCAGAAGGUAUUUGUGCAUGUGCCUUCAGAAAUUGCCGCUCAUGAAGUUGAGGAAAUUGGGGUUGAGCACUUGCUGAGGGAUGUGAAGGAUACAACCAUUAGCACCCUUGCAACAGAGGUGACUGGGAAACUUGCAGCCCUUAAGGGGUUGGAUGCACGACUUCAAGAGAUACGCAGUUAUCUUGACCUUGUUAUUGAUGGGAAGCUUCCAUUGAACCAUGAGAUUCUGUGCCAUUUACAGGAUGUCUUUAACCUACUUCCGAAUCUCAAUGUGACCGAACUAAUUAAAGCCUUUGCAGUGAAAACAAAUGAUAUGAUGUUGGUCACUUAUCUUUCUUCCCUCAUCCGGAGUGUAAUCGCUCUCCAUAACUUGAUCAACAAUAAGAUGCUCAACAAAGAACAUGAAAAGGCAGAAGACUCGAAGCCAGUUGCUGUGCCUGCUGCAGCCGGAAGCUAAGCGGGCGGGUUUCAUCCUUUUGAUGUUUCUGGUGGGUGCUCUAUCUCCGGCGACAGUUGCAGUAAACUUUCGAGUCCAUGCCUUGGUAGAAAUUAUCUUUCCCUUGUACUGCUGGAUAGCCUGUAGUUCACAUCAUCAUUUUCUUCUUUGAAAAAUGUAGUUCUUGAUAAAGUGUACCUCUUUGAUUUGUGUGUUUAAUUUGCAAAUUGUUAGUCUUUGAAGAACUUCAUUGAUUUUAUUAGCAUCUGCAGAGUAUUAUGUCAAAAAAGACCGACUAGUCACUUGUUUUUUUUUUUUU
Messenger RNA from Camellia sinensis, 1343 nucleotides. Lineage: Eukaryota; Viridiplantae; Streptophyta; Magnoliopsida; Ericales; Theaceae. The record is from RefSeq and is a predicted model, not a curated record.